AUGGUUUUUGAAUCUAUUGUUGCGGAGCUUCUUAAUAAGGUGAUUGGCGAGUAUAUUGAGAAUUUGGACUAUACGCAGCUUAAAGUUAGUCUUUGGGGAGGCGAUCUUGUGUUAAAUGAUUUGUUGAUAAAAGAGUCUGCGUUAGAUGUUUUGGAUCUUCCAGUGAGAUUAGAAUAUGGCCGCUUAGGGAAAUUGAUAUUGAAGAUCCCGUUUAAAGAUAUGUGGAAUGGUCAGAUUGAUGCAAUAGUCGAAGAACUGUUUAUACUGGUAGUGCCUACGAGUCAAAUUUCGUAUAAUGAAGAUAAAGAGACGAAAGCACAAUUGGAAGCGAAACGAGCGGAACUGGCAAGAGUGGAAAAAAGAAAGCAAUUAGCGGAUAUAAAAUCGCAAGAAAAACUGGACGACUCGAUGGUCGAGAAGUUAGUCGCUCGCAUGAUCAAGAAUAUUCAUGUAGAAAUCAAGAGGAUUCACGUGCGGUACGAGGACCACGUCACCUUCAAAGAACAUCCAUUUUCCUUUGGCUUUACCCUAAAUACUUUCGUCCUUGAGAGUUGUACAGAUUCCUGGGAGACCACUGGCAAUUUGAAGGACAUGUAUGCCAUUCCUCAAAUCUUUAAAUUGUGCAAUCUGGACGGACUGGCCGCCUAUCUCAAUACAAGCAUGGAGCAGUACAGCAAGAGCUCACAAUCCUUGUAUACCAAUCUCUUUUGUAGUGGCAUUGCAACUAUGGACUAUACUCCCGCAGGUUAUCAAUAUCUGCUAGGACCUAUCAAUGUCAAGUCCAAGCUCAGGCUCAAUCCCAAGCCCGAGUCUGAUGGUAGCAAUUAUACCAUCCCUAAGGUAUGGCUGGAUCUAGAGAUGCAGAAACUACGGAUUGGAUUAACAAAGCGUCAGUAUCAAACCUUGGUGCGUUUGGGAGAGGGCUUAGAUCAGGCUCGGAAAGCUGCACCGUAUCGAAAAUACCGACCGAAUUUGACAUCGUAUCGCGGUCACUAUAAGGAGUGGUGGCAUUUCGCGUACACUUGCGUCCUCGAAGAAACCGUGCGACGGUGUCAUCGCAACUGGAACUGGGAUCACAUGAAGCUACAUCGCGAUGCUUGCCGUGCCUAUGCUGAGGCCUAUCAGGUUAAACUGACAACGAAGAAGCUAGCAAAAGAGAUCGAGGAACGAUUGACAGACUAUGAGGCAAAACUGGACAUCUUUAACUUAGUGAUUAUCCGACAGCAAAUCGAGAUGGAAGUGGAGAGAUUGGCAGAACGGGAGAAGACUUUGAAGGCAAAGCGAGGUUGGUUCGGUUUCCUGUGGACCAGUUCGCAGGUUGAAGAAACGAAGGAACUCAAUUCGGCCGCGGCCAUCAUGCGCAGAUUCGAAGAGGCCAUGACGCCGCAGGAAAAGGAGAAACUCUAUCGGGCGAUUGACUAUCAGGAGAAUUCCGUGCCCGCGUAUUACCCAGAAACAUACGAAAUGAUCGACACACGUUUCCUUUUGCAUGGUCUGCAAAUUUCUUUACUAGACACGGACAAGCAGCAUCCGUGUGUCUUGGAUUUACAACUACAUGGCGUACGAGCAGGCUUCAAGUCGCGACCAUCCGCGAACGCGAUCCUAGUCACUGCCUCUAUUAGCGACAUGAAACUGCUAGGCGCAACACAGAGUGGUCGGGUGCCCUCGCUUUUUAUUCCAGAACAUGGUAGUUCUGACUGUGCUCUGCUGUCGGUUUCUUAUGAGAAGAAUCCGCUCGACAAACUAUGCGGUGAUCGUGUUGUCGUCAAGUCCCGAUCCGUCGACAUCAUCUAUGACGCGCAAACCAUUACAGAGCUGGUCGACAUGUUUAAGGUGCAAGACUCUUCAACGUUGAGUCAGCUGCAAACAGCCGCGGCAGAACAAUUUGAAGGCUUAAAGGAAAUGUCGGCGCUUGGGUUGGAGUACGCUAUACAAAAACAUUCGAUAUUGGACGUACAAGUGGAUAUGCAAGCAUCGCAACUUAUUAUACCGCACGGUGGUCUCUACGAAGACACGAAGGCAUUGAUCGUUGUAAAUCUAGGUAGUCUAAAGAUGCAUUCUUUGGAGAAAGGCAAAAGUGACUUGGCUGGCGUUAGCGUUAGACACUUGGUUAGCAUGGGUAAAAGCGAAGAGGAAGUAUUGCUGCAUCUAAGAGAGCACAGUUACGACAAAUUUGUUUUGAAGAUAGUUAACUUUCAGGUAUUGGUCUCGCUACCAAAUGAAGAAUGGCGAUCAGCCUUGGCAAGUACCGAGAGUUCUCUGACGUUACUCCAUCCAACUACAUUAGAAAUUCAGUUCCACAAGUGCUUGGUGACGGACGAUCCUUUAUUGCCGAAAUUACGGCUUCUCGGUCACCUACCAUCAGUUACAGUGAACAUAACGGAUGUUCGACUACUCCAGGCGCUCUCAAUCGCGCAGAGUAUUUCUUCACCUCAAGAGGAAAAACCCGGGGAGUUGCAGCGUACUUCUCUUUCAAAGUCCAUUUCGCAGUUAUCGCUGAAGGAACUUGGCACCACGAUAUCCAGCAUUGCUGAUAAAAGAAGACAAACAGCAGCCGCUGCGCCAAUGAAGCAAACCACUGACUUGGAGAUGAAAUUUGAGAUGAAAGAAUUCACGCUAUCGAUUUCUAGACAACGAGACGAUGUCACGAUACCCUCGGAAUUUAUCAGAUUUCAGGUACUGCAACUGGAGGCGGAAAUGUUACAACGUACAUAUGAUCAGGAGGUGCAGUUGAGACUGGGUGGCGUGCAAAUGCGGCAAGUGUACGAGGGUCAGGAGAUCUUCAUGGUCAACACGCCGAUGUCGGCCGGCGGAGACGAGUAUUUGAUCAUCGUGCGAUAUGUAAAUGUAAACAAGCGCUCACCGGAAUUUACUACGCGCCACGGUUCUGUCGUGAAAUUACUUAGACUAGAAUUUACCUCGCUGGACACAUUGUUACAUCAAGAAGCUCUUAUUGAAUUGCUGCGAUUUAGUACGUACAUUCAGGAUCGAAUGAACUCGCUCGAAAAUGUUCAGAAGAAGGAAACCGAACGUUCUCGACCGAUCCGGUUGACCUCUAUUCAGGAAGAGACUUCUGGCUUCCUCAAAGAACAAUUACAGAAGCAGAGAUUGAGACCCAUCGGGCGACGUAAAAUACAAACCGUUGAGUGUAUCGAUCUAAAAGUAAACGCCAAGAUUGGCUCAAUCAAUCUGAAGAUUUCCAGCGCCACCCGGGAUAUUACCGCGUUCUAUAUUGAAGGUAUCAGCGCCAGUUUUCUCAGUAAGUCUUCGUAUUUACAAGUGAAUGCUGAUCUGACCUCCAUCAGCAUUAAAGAUUUGAAUCCUGCUUCUAUGUAUAAGGAUAUCGUGACUGUGGAGGGUACUGAGUCACUGCAGAUUCAAGCGGUGAUGUAUAACAUCGAGGAAUGGGAGAGGGACAAAAACAACAUGUCUGUCAAAGUGUCAAUGGGUUGUCAUCGCAUCGUCUUCUUGAAUGCAUUUGUCACCAGCGUUAUGAAUUUCCUGAAUAACUUUCAAACGGCGCAGAAAGCUAUCAAAGACGCAUCGGCGGCGGCGGCAGAAGCCGCGAAAACGAAUAUAAAAGAUGUUCAACAAAGUGCUUCACGUAUCGAGCUAAAUGUUAGGAUCAAGGCGCCUGUCAUAUACGUGCCGAUGAGCUCCAAGAAUGAGCAUAGCUUAAUGCUAGACAUGGGCAAUCUUAAGGUAUGUAACGUCUUCAAAAAGCUAGAUUUCAUGAGUGAGGAUAUUGAUGAGUAUCCCAUAAUCGAUGAAAUGAAAAUCGAACUGCAAAACUUGAAACUAUCUCGAGUUCGGCUGAACUUAAAACAAUUUACCAGUGAGAACGAGGUGUUGCUACUGGAACCAGUAACGUUUACACUGCUAAUGAAGCGUAAUCUUUCUACCGCUUGGUUUACUUCUAUUCCGGACAUCGACAUGUUUGGCAGAUUGAACAAGAUCAAUCUACUGUUGAGUAAAGAAGAUUAUGCUACAGUUCUGAAAGUGCUGGAGCAGAAUCUGGGCGAGACUUUCGAGGACUCGAAACACGUGCAAACCGUACCAUCCACCGUGAAAUCCGAAUGCAGCGCAGAUCUUGAGAUUCAACCGGUAUACAAGUACGAGAUCGACACAUCACGAGAAAUACCAUCGACCGAAACACAGGAACGACACGCUCACAUAUCCGUGAAGUUUGAGUUUAUCAUGGAUAGUCUGGUGAUAAAUCUCUUCACCGGCGGUUCUAAGUUGUUGCAGUCGCAGAUGUCACCAAUGCACCUUCCCGAGCAUGGACUGGCCCGCUUCAGUCUCACACACUUUGCUGUAAAGGGCCGUGUGUUUGCGGACGGUCUACUGGCCACGUCGAUUCUGCUAAUGAACUGCACGCUAGACGACAUGCGGCAAAGUCGAGUGGGCUCACUGGUGCGAAUCAUGGAAAGGACUAGCAGCGUGCCGUUGUCUGGAUCGAGUGAGGAUCAUCUCGAUAAAGAACGCGCCAAAUACAAUGCUAGAAGUAUGUUGGACGUGACAGUGCGUCAAAGCCCAAACGACACGUUUGCCGACGUGCGAGUGUUCUCUUUCAGUAUCAUCGUCUCUCUUGAUUAUCUCAUGAAGAUUAAGGACUUCUUUGAUGUGGAAGGGCCAAACAAGACUACUACUUCCUCUUCGAAACACGAAUUGGUAGCAUCAAAGAAAAAAUCGGCGCAGCAGCAGUUGGCUGCCUCAACACCCAAGAUGUUAACUGUAAAUCUGCACGUGGAGAAACCCGAUAUUAUUUUGCUCGAAGACAUGGACGAUAUCAACUCGAAUUGCAUAGUAUUGAAUACAGAAUUAUUGCUGAAGGUGCGCAUCAUGGGAGAGCACCAGGUGAUAGCAGGUUCCAUUAAAGAUCUCUCGCUAUUGGCGGGGAUAUAUAAUCCUGCGAAGAGAGCUGACUGGAUCUAUCAGGUCUUGAGACCAUGCAGUAUCAGCGUAGCCGGUUCUACACCAGAGGAAAAAGGGCUUCAUUUAGAAAUUCGUUGCACGGAUAUACACAUGUCUGUUUCGCCAGGUGUGAUGGAAAUAUUGAGUAAAGUCAUUCACACGGUGACAAGGAAGGAAGAAGAGGACAAGGAAGUUGUUAAACCUGAACCUAAUUAUGAAGGAUUGUGGAUUGUCACACCUUUCGAAGAAAAUAAUUACUGGUUUUUAAAGACAGAAGUUGCGAUGGAAGCAUUCGAAGAGUUUACGUAUCCAGACGAUGAUGAUAUUACGGCACCUUAUAAACCUGAAUUGGCCAUUGUUUCGGCACCGACGAUCUUGUUUACUCUGGAGGCGGGUGUUGGCAACAAAACUCUGCCUAUGUUACUACUUCACGUGGGUUUUCAAAGCAACAUCAACGACUGGAGUACAAAAUCUAUGAGCAUGGACUGUACGAUGUCGGUAAUUAUGUCGUAUUAUAACAGUCGUCUUGCGCUAUGGGAACCAUUGAUUGAGCCAACAGAAAGUUCCAAUAACGGUAAAUGUGUUUUAACGCCGUGGGAAUUAAAAACGAAGGUUCAAUUUAACGACAUAAUGUUAGACUCCAGAGGCGCCAGCGCGGUAAGCCCUACCUCGGAGAGCGAAAUCGAAGAAUUACAUCAAUCUACCAAGAUGUCCAUCGACAUUACGUCCUUUGACAAUUUGGAGAUAACUGUCACAAAGACGUGUUUAGAUGUUCUGAAACAAUUGGGCCAAUCGUUUUCUUCGGCUAUAGAAGCCAGCGGGAAAGGGCCUACCAAAAAAGAGGCACCGUAUGUGCUGAAAAAUGAGACCGGCUUGACAAUAAUACUCGAUUUGGAGGACAGUUUCUUCAAGAUUUUUGAUGAUGGAUCGAAAAUAAGAGAUCAUACUGACUCGUAUAUGGAAGUAAUCCUCGAAACCGGUGCAUCGAUACAACUCGCAUCGAAAACGUCCAAGAUGGCUGACACGCGUCUAAUUGAGCAGUUGAAAAUGGAAACUGUGAAGGACAGAGAAGAUAGUAAAUUCUCCAUAUCUUUUAAAGGCAUUCAAGGCAAAUUGGCAAUACCUGUGCUGAGAGCAGAUAGGAGAUUCUUCUCUUUAAAGCACCGAAAGGAAGGUUCCGAGGAAUGGGGUAUUGUGUCGGAUAUUAUUGUGGAAGAGGGUAGUACUAUCGUCACUCUCAGAAGCAUUCUUCAGGUUCACAAUCACUUCGCACAGCCAAUAUCUGUUUAUUAUAUGACGAAGCGUGGAAAUGAGGUAGAGUGCGUGGGCACAGUAGCUCCGGAUGAGAAACUCAAUUUACCUCUGGACGCCGUGUAUACCCCGACCAACAUUUACUGGCUGUUUUUUAGCGUCAACGGGUAUAUGGUGUCAGUCGAACCAUUUGUCUGGAAAGAUCUGCAGAAAACUGUUUCCAUGAUGAAAUUAUUGAAAUGCGAGUCACGAUCUAAACAAGAUUCUACAGAACCAUUUUAUAUACAGGCCAUGGGAGAGAUCGAGCAGGUAUAUUUCGAAAAUACCACUCGUCAUACUAUGGCUAGUACCGUCUACAAUGUACAUUUAUACCCGUCUGUGUAUCUGAAGAACUUCCUACCGAUCGAUAUCAUCAUCUGUUUGCCUAGCACAGUUCAGGAAAACUUACUCGAAGCAAGUGCCUCUAUGCAACUUCCUACAAUUGAUCCGGCCAAGUCAAACAUAAUAAUUAAGUUACCCAAUUAUCUGGAGAAAGAUUGGUCAUGCAUGGGCGAAAUUAUGGCGGAUCCACCAGAAUUUACGGUUUGGUCGUUUGAGUCUUUCGACAACGCGCAGAAAGUGGUUAUGGAUCUCGGAAUGCACAUGUCUUACAAACACGGUUCGAUCGUCAUGACGCUGUAUUGUCCCUUCUGGAUGCUGAACAAGACUGGUUUAAUGCUGUCCUAUAGAAAAUCAAGUAAGGUUGGCAAAGAGCACUCAAGCCCGAUGAAGACAGCAGAUGAUUACUUGAAUGUCUUGUACCAUCCGGAACAUUUCAAGGGACCUAUUUUGUUUUCGUUUCGCUCCAAAGCUUUCUUUGGCAAGAAGAAGGCCAUGAUCAGAGUGGAAGACGGAGAGUGGUCCGAUAAAUUCUCCAUCGACGUUGCGGGCAGUGAGGGUGUAGUGGCUUGUAAAUACAAUGGAAUGAUAUAUCAGAUUGGAGUACACAAUCAGCUGACGUACAACUCGUUAACCAAACAGAUCACGUUUACACCGUACUACAUACUUAUCAACAACGCAGAUUUUCUUAUAGAAUGUCAGGAGGGUGAUCGACCAGCUGAUCCGACAAUCAAAGUGCCUCCUGGUGAAUGCGCGGCUCUGUGGCCUCGAACUGAACAUGACAACAAGACUCUGAAGGCCAAGGUCGCAAGUCAACCCGAGAAAACUGCGGCGUUUAUUUAUACUGACAGUCACACAACUCUACUAAAAUUGGACAAUAAGUAUGGAGGAAUCAAUGUAGACGUGCAAAUCAACGAGGGCGGUGUUUACAUCUCCAUGUCGGCCUAUGUCCCAGGCAAUGCGCCAGCUAUGAUCAUCAACCACACGCCACAUACCAUCAAUGUAUGGGAAAAGGGUUCCAUUAAUGUUAGGUCCGUGCAGUCAUACAAUAGAAUGUUUUAUACCUGGGAAAAUCCGGCGGGCCCACGAAAACUGGUUUGGGAGGAUCACAGUGGCAAGGAAAUCGAGGACAAUCUUCGCAAGGAUAAUCUUGGUACCUUUCAACUGCCAGAAGUAGAUGAGAAACUGUUCUACGUUUCGUUCCUAGACGGUACGCAGAGAGUACUACUGUUCACUACAAAUUUGAAGAUUGCUGAGGAUUGUCAGCUGGCCGGUGAUCUGGAGGUAAUCGAUCAGGAAAUUACAUUAAACAUUCACGGCAUUGGAUUCUCCCUUGUGAACAACAUCACUAAGUCCGAGCUGCUGUAUAUGUGUAUCGCCAGCUCAGGGAUCAUAUGGGAGACGCGUAAGUCCCUCGGUAGCCGAUGGCGAGCAUUAUGUGCUAAGGAAGUUAACGCUAUUGAAGAGGGAUAUCAACGAUACAUUAGAGAAUUGCAAAUCGGCAAAAUGGACGCGGACUACCGGAUAAUGUUGGAUCCAAAACUAAUGGUAGAUUAUCUGAAUAUGGAGAUGCUGAGACCGCAUCGUAGGUACCUGCGACGCAUCUUUCAAACUGGACUUUGGCUGCAAUAUCGUACCUCAGCGCAUCAGGUACAGCUGCAUGCAAAGAUCAACAAACUUCAGAUCGACAAUCAGUUGUCGGAAUGCGUCUUUCCAGUUAUAUUAGCUCCAGUGCCACCGCCGAAGAGUGUCACACAGAGUACAGUCAUAAAACCUUUUGCGGAGCUAAGUAUGGUCAAGCGCUUAUUGGAACACAGCACUGUGCAACAAUUUCGAUACUUUAAAGUUCUCAUACAAGAAUUUCACAUCAAGGUGGACAUUGUGUUUAUAAACGCGAUAAUGGGCUUACUUGAAGCGAAUGAGGUCAACGACGCGGAAGAGAGUGCUUUAUUCCGUAAAGAUAUGAAACUAGUCAAUGAACCGUUAAUGUACCACGUCAGUCUGAUCACCACGGCCGAGCAGAAGAACUUUUUUGAUUUACUGCACUUUUCGCCUCUCAAAAUACACAUCAGUUUUUCAAUGACCGGAAGUGGAGGAGGACCCUCAGCAUUACCGCAAGUACUAAACGUGCUUUUGCAAGGAAUUGGAGUGACGCUGACGGAUAUUAACGACAUCGUGUUUAAAUUGGCAUACUUCGAAAGAAACUACGUGUUCAUGACGCAUAAACAGCUCAUCUCCGAGGCGAGCACUCAUUAUGCAGGUCAGGCAAUUAAGCAAGCGUACGUACUCGUACUGGGACUCGAUGUGAUCGGUAAUCCAUAUGGGCUUGUAAUCGGGACCAUGAAGGGCAUUGAAGAUCUGUUUUACGAACCCUUUCAAGGAGCCAUACAGGGUCCAGGAGAAUUCGCGGAGGGCCUGUUCCUCGGAGUGCGUAGCAUGUUGGGCCAUACCGUCGGCGGAAUGGCGGGCGCUGUGUCGAAGAUCACGGGAGCGAUGGGCAAAGGUAUAGCUGCUUUAACUUUUGACAAGGAUUACCAGCGAAAGAGACAAGAGCAGCUCAACAAACAGCCCGCCAAUUUACAAGAAGGUCUUGCACGAAGUGGAAAGGGUUUAGUAAUGGGUGUAGUCGAUGGUGUGACUGGUGUGGUAAUGAAACCUUUAUCAGGAGCGAAAGAGGAAGGAGUGGAAGGAUUUUUCAAAGGGUUUGGAAAGGGUGUUGUUGGACUUGUUACUAGACCUACUGCUGGUGUUAUUGACUUCGCAAGUGGUUCUUUUGGAGCUGUCAGACGAGCCACUGAAUUAAGUGAAGAAGCAAAAAGAGUAAGGUCACCCAGAUUUCUGCAGCCAGAUAGUCUCGUUAGACCAUACAUAAGAGAUGAAGCCGAGGGCAACAAGAUAUUAAUGGAAUUAGAAAAGGGGAGAUAUGCACAUACAGAUGUUUAUGUCUAUCAUGUAUUUAUCAAUAAAGACGUGCUUUUACUCACUGACAAAAGAUUAUCAUAUCUCGAACGUAGUGAUUUGUUCGGUGGCUGGCGGGUUGAUUGGACUCACACUUGGACCGAAUUCAGCGAACCAACAAAAGUUGUAGACAAAGGUGUACAGAUUUUUAUUAGGGACAUUAGUAAGAAAAAGAAACUAGGUCUAUUUGGCAGUGCCGCUCAAUCAAAAAUACUUUUAAUAACAGAUCAUAAUAUCAAACAGUUAUUGUGCAGUAAAAUACAGGAGCAGAUUAAUCAAUCCGGAGUAUAACGCAAUAACGCGUAAAUAUGAGAGAGAAACGCUUGAGCAGUUACGAGUUAUGUCAAAAAAGAAAACAAGCAAAAGAGAAGACAAAUCGAGCUUCUUUACUUCCGGAAUGCUUUGCGAGCGAAUUCGCACAAUUUCUAUGCGUAAUUUCUACAGACACUAUUUAUAAGACUGAUACUGCGUGAGCGCAACAAUCAGAUAAAGGGACGUUACUUAUAUACUGUACCAAGAAACUGAAAAGACGUAAAUGGAAACGUAAGAAUAUAAAGGUACCAAGAAACUGACAAGAAAGAGACAGGACGUACGGAAUCUUUUUUACUUUACUUUUACCAUACAGUUGUUCGGAAUUUUUGUUGUCGAUAUUAUUACCGAGCAAACAUCGUUAGAUUGACACAAAAGAUUUGUCACAAUUUGUCAAAUAAAGCUGAAAAUGAAGUUACAUAACUUUCAAAUUAUUUUUAUUUUUAUCAAGAUAUUGUAAGAUAUUAAUUAAGAUCUACGUGUCGGGCUAUGUGGCUCCGCGGUAAGGCGGUGGCUUUGUGUUUCGAACUACAUUCGAGGUCCUCGGUUCGAGUCCCGACAUCGCGUCGAGCGUCCGACAUUUUUUCUCGG
Cyphomyrmex costatus is the source of this 10401-nucleotide messenger RNA. RefSeq names its product vacuolar protein sorting 13C (gene Vps13). The record is from RefSeq and is a predicted model, not a curated record. The coding region runs from base 1 to 9792 and encodes 3263 amino acids. The transcript is spliced from 43 exons. Gene Ontology annotation, biological process: protein targeting to vacuole; protein retention in Golgi apparatus. NCBI's taxonomy places the organism in Eukaryota, Metazoa, Arthropoda, Insecta, Hymenoptera, Formicidae.